This is a messenger RNA of Vigna umbellata (rice bean), 1355 nucleotides long. Its product is annotated as 3-isopropylmalate dehydratase small subunit 1-like. The record is from RefSeq and is a predicted model, not a curated record. Lineage: Eukaryota; Viridiplantae; Streptophyta; Magnoliopsida; Fabales; Fabaceae. Gene Ontology annotation, molecular function: hydro-lyase activity.
ACAGGCGCCGCCGGGUUCUCUAAACGUCGUCGUUUGUGAAUACCUACAUAAAUUACCAUGAACGUUAUGCAGAGGAAAUUGAGCGAGUUAGAAAGCUAUUGAAAUGAAAGCAAUGGCGUCGUUAUUCUCUGCAACUGCAACCGUUAUUCCUCGAAACCUCGCCGUCGCUUCUUCCGCCAAACACCCUGUCGGUCAUUCUCUUCCUAAUUCUUAUUCUCCGCCCUUCCUCUCAUUCCCCACUUCCAAAUCAAACCCUCGCAUUCGCCUCACCGCUUCUCUCCAAUCCCCACGCGCCCACGCCAGCGCGUCUUCCUCUCCCUCCGCCACCUUCCACGGCCUCUGCUAUGUUGUCGGCGACAACAUCGACACCGACCAGAUCAUCCCCGCGGAAUACCUCACCCUCGUUCCUUCCAAGCCCGACGAGUACGAGAAGCUCGGCUCCUACGCCCUAGUCGGCCUCCCCGCCUCCUACGCCACGCGUUUCAUUGAACCCGGCGAGACCAAGACCAAGUAUGCCAUCGUCAUCGGCGGCGCCAACUUCGGCUGCGGCUCCUCCCGCGAGCACGCGCCCGUCGCGUUGGGCGCCUCCGGCGCUGCCGCCGUUGUCGCGGAGUCUUACGCGCGGAUCUUUUUUCGGAACUCGGUGGCCACAGGCGAGGUGUACCCGCUGGAGUCGGAGACCCGCCUGUGCGAGGAGUGCCGCACCGGUGAUGUUGUCACGAUUGAGCUCGGAGAGAGCCGCUUGAUCAAUCACACCACUGGAAAGGAGUAUAGGUUGAAGCCGAUCGGCGACGCGGGUCCAGUGAUUGAGGCUGGUGGCAUCUUUGCCUAUGCGAGAAAGUCCGGCAUGAUUCCCUCUCGUUGAGGUUCUAUGUUUUCUUUUGGGAUUCUAACAUCUUCCGUGUCCAUUCCACCACAUCUAUUGGACUGGCAAAUUUUUACCUUCUAGAUAGAUCUUGUCGUGGCAGUAGAUAUUUGGGGAAGCUGGAAGCGUUCGUGGAUUUGUUGGAACUGUGUCACUUUGGCAGCAACUACCCGAUUAUUUGAGUAUUUGCAACUUAUUGCCUUCUCGAUGCAUUUUUUUUUUAAUCUUUGUAUGCAGUUUAGACAUUUGACUGUUCACAGAUAGGCUACUGCUUUGUCUUUCUAAGGUGAAAGUAAUUUGGAUGAAGAUUAGUACUGUAGUUUGGCUUUAGAAUUAUUUUUCUACUUGGGAAAAUAUGAUGUCAAAGUUUGGAUGAAUGUAGCAUCAGCAGGAACUUUAGUAUAUUAUAGUUUGUAAUUCUUGCUUUACGCAUGCUGAUUUGAGAAGUUUGUUUUUAAAUAAUAUAAUAGGGGUGGGUUGGAAUUUUAAA